UGCUCGGCUCACUGCACGCCACGAAAGUGAGCGCGCGACACGCGUUAUUUAUGAAAAAAAAAAUCCGCCAAAAAUCCUCCGACAUCGCUCAGUAAAAUAUAUAAUUACUUUUUGGUAACACAGAAACAGGAACUCUAAACCUAAAUAAUAAUAAAAAAGUAAACGUUGCGUUCGAAAUUAUAAAAAUCCGUGUUCUUUCGCGCGCGUAUCCCGAAAUUCGAAUCUGACAUCUCGUAUUGCGUUCGGAAAUUCCUCUUUUAUUUUUUUAAAUUUUUCGGUGGUUCGGUAGGUAGUGCGUUGAACUUGAGUGCAGCGGCCGCGUCCUCGGUUUCAUAAGUGAUUAAACGAUGUUGCCCGCUUAAGUGAAAGUGCAGUGACGUAAGCGUUACAUUAGAACUGGCAUUAUGGCGAGCACUAUUAGGUUAGGGAAGUGCUGCAUCUUUAUGGUUGUCGGUAUUCUAUAUCUAACUGUAAUUGCAAAAUGUCAGCACCCAGCUCACACGGUAUCAUUCGUGCAGCCGAAUCAACUUUCAUAUCCAUAUAUCCAAUCGGGUCAUCCACCGUGGCAUCAGUUCACAUCCCCGCGGAAAAGAUCACCUGACAUUCAACAAUACUAUAAUGGUCCAUACAAUCAACAAUACAACCAAUAUUCGUACAACCAAAGACCCUAUCAACAUCCAGAGACACUCCAAACGUACCCUCAAGCCUAUGACACGAGGCCAUCUAUCGAUUUAAUAAACACAGAGUCGAGGAACACCCAAAACGACGGAAGACUUCUAUCACAAUCUGCUUUUACAAGAAUAUCUGAAACUUUAGGAGCCAUUAACACUGUUGGUCAUUACUUGAUUGAUAUAGUAAAUGAGAACGAUAGAAAUGAAUCUGACCCAAACUUGCAACAACUACCACAAGCGUUGUAUACAAUAAGCAAGAACGUUUUAGGAAGGAACGUGACAGAUAAAAUUGCGCCUAUAGUCAAGAAAGCGUUGCCUAAAGUUUUACCUGAUGCACCGAUUACGAGAAUAGCAACAGGUGACUUGGAUAGAAAUGACGCUAAAGCUUGUACAACACCAGAAGGAGAGGAAGGCAUUUGCGAGGAUCUGAGCAACUGUCCGCAACUGCUCCUUAACCUAGUAAAUCUUCGUGAAUCACUAUGUUUUAAGGAUUUAUUCGUGCCUGGAGUGUGUUGUCCUCGAGAUGCUGUAGUUCCAGCUACACAGGCUGUUGAGAAGCCAAUUGUAUCUACAACCAGCAAACCGACAUAUUUGAUUCCUGUUACAACGCAACGGCCUAUUCCAAAACCUACAACAACAAAGAAACCGUCUGCUAUCCUAGUUUUGACCACUAAAAGGCCAAAGCCCACAAUCACUACUACUCCUAGGCCUACCACUACAGUACCUACAACAACGACUACAAGAAUACCUUCAACGACUAGCUACUAUACGUUGCCACCUCCUUUCAUCGCGAACUACUCCACGGUUGUUGAUGUAAAUGACUGUGGGCAGAGAGAAGACGAAGGUGGCAGAAUAGUGGGCGGUACGGAGUCUAAGCCUGGCGCGUGGCCAUGGAUGGCUGCUAUAUACCUGCACGGCAGCAAGCGACGCGAGUUCUGGUGCGGAGGUACCCUGGUCGGCAGGAGACAUGUCUUGACUGCUGCACAUUGCACGCGGGACUCCAAGCAGAGGCCCUUCCCAGCGCGUCAGUUCAGUGUACGUCUGGGAGACGUGGACCUGUCACGAGACGACGAGCCGUCCCGCCCCAUCACCCUGCGUGUGAGCGCCGUGCGAGCUCACGACCAGUUCUCCAGGGUUGGCUACUACAAUGAUAUUGCUGUGCUAGUGUUGGCUGAAAACGUCCACAAAUCAAAAUACGUGAUACCAAUCUGCCUACCACACGGGGAGCUAUCAAGACAGCAGUUUGACGGCUCAGUAGCUACCGUGGUAGGAUGGGGCACCACGAGAUACGGUGGUGGAGAGAGCUCAAGACAGUUGGAAGCAAAGCUGCCUGUAUGGAGGAACGAGGACUGUGACAGAGCAUACUUCCAACCAAUUACUGACACUUUCCUAUGUGCUGGAUAUCCUAGGGGAGGUGUUGAUGCUUGUCAGGGAGACUCCGGUGGUCCUCUCAUGUUACUCGCCAACGGUCGCUGGACGCAGAUCGGUGUAGUUUCGUUCGGAAACAAGUGCGGCGAGCCGGGGUACCCGGGCGUCUAUACCCGGGUCACGCAGUAUCUGAGCUGGCUGCAACAAAACUUAGUUUAAUAAUAAAUUAAUAGGCAAAUCUUUGAAAAACUAUUUCAUGUGGUUCGUUCGUGCUUCUCGUAGCAUGUUUAGAAACCC
Bicyclus anynana (squinting bush brown) is the source of this 2336-nucleotide messenger RNA. Its product is annotated as proclotting enzyme. NCBI's taxonomy places the organism in Eukaryota, Metazoa, Arthropoda, Insecta, Lepidoptera, Nymphalidae. Gene Ontology annotation, molecular function: serine-type endopeptidase activity. The record is from RefSeq and is a predicted model, not a curated record. The coding region runs from base 405 to 2258 and encodes 617 amino acids. The transcript has 7 exons. Gene Ontology annotation, biological process: proteolysis.